AUGGCGCUGGUUAGCAUGACCGAGGUGGAGCCGGUGCUGGACUUCGCAUCCUCAGGGAGGACUGGACGCCGCAAUGCCCUACCUGACAUCCUGGGCUCACCGGCAGGCGUCAGCCCCUCUGACCUGCCCCUCAAGCUGGCCGAGAUGUCCCUGAGUGCAGGCAGCUCCCAGGAGAUGCAGUCGCCUUCUGCAGAAGUUCCCCCACCGCAGCCCCAAAGCCCGGAGCUGAAGGACACGUCCUAACCCUGCUGGGGGACUGAGCAGUGGGGUGAGGACGCUGUGGAGCAUCCGCAUCGCUGCCCUCGUGCCAUGCAGCGAGAGCAUCGCCUGCAGGAGAGGAGCCACGUGGGGACCUGUGGGGACAAAGGGACACUUCAUUCCCACACAGGGCAAGGAUGGGGACAUUCACCCCACAGGAGGACACUUUUCUUCCAGAAGUGAGCGGUCGGGGGGGCUAUGCCAUGAGCAGCCCAGGGGGUCUGAGUGUUGUUCACUGUGAUGUUUUGGGUACCACGUCCGUGUCCUGUCCUUUUUCCAGUGGGUGAUCCAAGAUCUUUUUUUUUUUUUUUUGGAGGAAGCAUCAUUGAUGGGUUGGGGAGGAGAGCCUCCCAGCAGCAGCCAGCACUCACCAAGUGUUGCUCCAGAGUGCUCCUUGCAUCAGGGGAGCAGGGAGCUCAGCUGGGAUCAUAUUGCAAAGCCAUCCUUGAGGACAGUGACAUCUCUGCCACUCACAGCUCUGCUGCCUACUGGGUUGGGACUUACUGCUGGGGACAAAACACGUGGCCCAGCUCCAGAGCAUGGCAGGGGUGAGCAGGUGGGGGGCUGGAGGAGGGCACAGUGCUCAUAUCUGUUCCUGUCCCCAGGUGGUAACCUAGUGGUCACCCAUAGCUCUUGCUGUGGGACCAAUGAAUGGAGUCCUAAGGGCCACCCUGCUCUGCUCAGUGCUGGGGGAGGGGAGAGCUGUGUGGUAUGGGUGGCACUGAGAGCCACAGUGUGUGACAGUGGGCACAGGCACGUGUGGGAGUGAGUGCUGCUGGGGUGGGUGGGUGUCUGUGUGUGUGAGUGGCAGUGUGCAAUAACCCAUGUGCAUGGGCCUCCGUGUGCAUGUGUGCCUCUGCGUGUCAGUGUCUGUGUUUGUGGGGGUCUUUUUGUGUGGGUGCUGCUGUGGGUGGGUGUUUGUGUCCAUGUGUGUGGAUGCCUGUGCACAUGGGUGUCUGUGUGCAUGGAUGCCGGUGUGCAAUAAUACCCAUGUGCAUGCUUGUCCAUGUAUGUGAGUGUUCACGUGUGUGGGUGCCCACGUGCAUAGGUUCUCCUGUGGAUGGCUGUCCCUGUGCACAUACGUCUGUGUGUGUGUCCAUGUGCGUGCACAUCCAUGUCCCAUAGCCCUGCUGCUCCAGGGGGAUGCUGGGAGCCCCAGGGCCGUGCACAUUUGGGACUCUGAUGCCCAAGGAUGGCUCUGGAAGGAGCAGAGACAGGUGAACCCUCCAGGCUUGUCCCCAGCCUGUGGCACCUGGAGGGUGUAUUCAAGGAGCACUGUGCGCUCUGGGGUGCAGCUGGGUGACUCCCAGGGCCAUGGUUGGAUAAUAAACUGUGUGUGUUUCCCUGUGACACAGUGCUCCGUACUC
Messenger RNA from Meleagris gallopavo (turkey), 1625 nucleotides. NCBI's taxonomy places the organism in Eukaryota, Metazoa, Chordata, Aves, Galliformes, Phasianidae. The record is from RefSeq and is a predicted model, not a curated record.